Messenger RNA from Pararge aegeria (speckled wood butterfly), 1754 nucleotides. It is a transcript of the gene Mat1, whose product is annotated as CDK-activating kinase assembly factor MAT1. Gene Ontology annotation, biological process: regulation of transcription by RNA polymerase II; nucleotide-excision repair; positive regulation of cyclin-dependent protein serine/threonine kinase activity. Lineage: Eukaryota; Metazoa; Arthropoda; Insecta; Lepidoptera; Nymphalidae. The record is from RefSeq and is a predicted model, not a curated record. The coding region runs from base 130 to 1059 and encodes 309 amino acids. The transcript is spliced from 5 exons. Gene Ontology annotation, cellular component: transcription factor TFIIH holo complex. Gene Ontology annotation, molecular function: cyclin-dependent protein serine/threonine kinase activator activity.
GGUCUAAAUAAAUCCUCAGUCAAAAUAACUGAAAGACCGCAAGUUUUUAAUUUCUGCUUGAAUAUCCAGAGGGUCAUGAUAAGAAUUGACUGAUUUCCAUUACUGUUCCGAAAGCAUAUACAAGGCAAAAUGGAUGACCAGGCUUGCCCCCGUUGUAAAACUACGAAAUACAGAAAUCCAUCCCUAAAAUUGAUGGUAAACAUCUGUGGCCACGCUUUGUGCGAAAGUUGUGUGGAUUUGUUGUUUUUAAAAGGUUCCGGUUCUUGUCCUGAUUGUAAUGUUCCACUACGUCGAAGCAAUUUCAGAGUUCAGCUUUUUGAAGACUCUAUGGUAGAAAAAGAAAUAGACAUAAGAAAGAGGGUGCUAAAAGACUUUAACAAGAAAGAGGAGGACUUUGCAAACUUAAGGGAGUAUAAUGACUAUUUGGAGGAAAUAGAAACUAUAAUAUUUAAUUUAGUUAAUAAUAUAGAUAUUGUUGGAACUAAUAAAAGGAUAGAACAGUACAAGAAAGAUAACAAAGAGAUCAUUAUGAAGAAUAAAGCAAAAAUAGGAAGAGAAGAAUUUGAAUUGGAAGAAAUACUUGAAAUAGAGAAACAAAUGGAAGAACUUAAGAGAGCAGAGAUCCUCAAAAUGGAGGAGGAAGCCAAAAAGCAGAAGAUUAGAGAAAAGGAGGCUCUUAUAGAUGAGCUUAUGUUUGCAGAGGGAGAUGCAAAGGAAAUAUUAAAUACAUUUGCUCAGACUGUUGCAAAUAAACAAGAAGAAGUGGUGCCUCUUCUACCCAAAGUAACUCAGUUCUCCACAGGAGUUAAAUUUACCAGAGGCUCAGGCCAACAGCCACUGCCGCUUAUAGAGGAAGGUCCUCUGUACAGGUAUGAGGCUCCUGAAAUACCAGACCGAUGUGGACCCGACCCUCCCACCAUUCAAGAGAUCUGUAGCAAUGGGUAUCUGCAACAUGUUAGGGCAGAGAAUGAUACAGAGAAGGCGGGAGGCUAUACAUCCACUCUGCCAUGUCUACGAGCUCUCCAGGAUGCGCUGUCUGGCCUCUACCAUGCUAGCUGACAGGGCGAGCUAAAUGUUGUUGACACCAUAGUACUUGACUAGCAUAAGCUACCCAUUAAUUUCAGUUACUACCCAUAAGUGUUAAGUUUAAAAGUUAACGAAUAUGAAAAAAAUUAGGUUUUUUUGAUUGUUAUUGACUUUUUUAGCUGGCUUUCGGCUCUAGUUUCUAGCCAUUGUAUGAAAUGAUCAAAUUAUGAUGGUUGGCUAUAAAACGGCAUUAGGACAUUUGUUUACUUAAAGACUUUACAUUUUUGUAGUUGUCUGGGUGGCUUCCGCCGUGGCUAUUUACCACUCUUAAUAUAACCCCUUACGGGUUAGCCUGCUACCAACUUACACUUCUACACCACCAGGUGAGAUUGUAGUCAAAGGUUAACUUGUACUGGAAUAAAAAAAAAUACGCUAAGGGUUCUGCCCAAAGUCUCACUGAUACUGGAAUUGUAUGCAAGGUGCACAUGCUAUAAAGUGGAUCAACUACACUCCUCAGACCGGAGCAGCUCUGUCACAAAAUGCUCAACUACUUCACUUCCUUUGAAUAUGAAACAAAAACUCAAUGAAAAAAUCAAUGGGGAUUUCCUAAGUAUGAACCUAGGUUCGCACCUAGGAACCGUUUAUUGCUUUCCAUCCAUUGAUGGAACUUAAGCAUAUUUCUUAUAAAUAAAAUCUUAAAUAAUAAAUCUUUCUGACCAAAGGUUAUU